Danio rerio (zebrafish) is the source of this 5669-nucleotide messenger RNA. The record is from RefSeq and is a predicted model, not a curated record. Lineage: Eukaryota; Metazoa; Chordata; Actinopteri; Cypriniformes; Danionidae.
UAUUAAAUAAAUUCAUUUUUCAUCUGGUAAUAAAACUUGUUUUGCUGUAUAUAAAUAGAUAAAUCCAGGGCAAAGAGCGGAGUGAAGGAGAACUUCAAAGCCACUCCGUGUGCAAACACUCCAACCAGAGGAAGCAAUCCUCCUGUCACACAUGAAACUCUCCAUGCUGUUGCUCGUGUGUGGGGCGCCAUGAUCAGCUCAUGAGGGAUCAGACCCAACAUUCACUGCAUCCCUGGAGAUGCAAGAUGACCUGCUUUUCUUCACUAACCGUGAGACUGACCGCUGCCUGACCACUGACCGCUGCUUUACCUAUGACCGGCUCUCAGGUGGGACCCUGAUCAGUGAAGAUGGACCGUUUCUCUCUAUCAGCAAUGCUUUCUGUGCUUCUCAAAAGCUCCAAUCUGUGGCUAUAUUAAGGCUUUGAAUAAGGUCAGCGAUGAAUCGCUUUAUUUCCAGCUACACAUCUCAGUGGCGACAGGUAACCGCUUGCUUUUAUUGCAUUUUCCUUCCUUGGACUGUUUAAACUUGCGUAGGAUUGAUGUGAAAUCAAUGCAAACGUCGUUUUUGUGGAAAUCCUCUUGUGGUUGACCUCGUUUUGCUGCUGUGCUGAUUUUUGGAGUGCUGCAUGUGCCUUUGAUGAGAAGGAGGGGGAAUGUUAAGGACACUAAGCUUCAAUUUGUAAUCUGAUACAACCAUUAAUGGAUUGUUAAGAUAUUUUGUAAGUUUGACUUUAUAUACGUUGGACCCCUGAAGGAAUAGCCACUACGUUGGCUAAUGGAGAUCUAAAUAAUCAGUAAACAAUGACCGAACCCCCUGAAGACCCCUUGGUGCUGUUGGAGAUCCUGGAGGUGUUAGGUGCAUGCCGUGGGAGUGUGACGUAUGCUGACAUUUGCGUCUAUCUGAGUGGGCAUUUCAGCCUGCAGCCUCUUUUAGAUUUACGGAGCCUCUUAUACUCCACCGCCUGUAGAGACCCCUGUUUCCCUGCCACGCUCUUCAGAGAGCGACUUCACCCACCCUGCAGUAACCGGCUCUCAGCCGCUGCUGAUGUUGUUUCCCUGUUCAACCUGCUCAUGCACACCCGCAUGGGUCCUUCAUACACACACAACUUUCAAUCACUGACGCCCUGUCAAGUCUGUGGUAAGGGAUUUGUGCGUUACGAAUGGCCGGCCGCCUUGCCCGUCACAGGAGGAGGGACCGCCUCUGAGGAAUGCAAAUAUGAGAACCUCCCUUAUCAAGCGUUCGGUCAUAACACUGAGGCUUCACACGCUCCCACCACCUCCGUCUUGGUUGCUCAGCCUCACAUGCACAACCAAGUCAGCAUGCAGAAGGCGCUUUCUGGAGACGCUUCCACCGAGGCGGUCAAUCAGGAGGCAGGGAAGACUCCGGUGACCAAUCAGGGAGACCGCGUCGCUCGUUCCUGCUCGCAGAAGAGGAGUGCCUUUAAAGAAGGGUUCCACAGCAUCCCACUCAUAUCCUCGGAGGGUGAAACCGAUCAAAGCCCUGACGGACCAAGAUCGGAGGGUGAGGACUUGAUUUACGCUACCCAGAAAAACCCAUAUCCAGACCCUGCAAUUUAUGCAAGUGACCCCCACAUAUGCACCCCGGCGUCCCAUGUGCAAUGUCUGCAUGAUCAUUCGUAUGCUCAUUCGAAUGCACCUGAAGCAGAUGCGCAUGCGCAGCCUUACACUGACAGCGCAAAUCCGUAUGACCCUCAGACUCAGUGGCGCCAGGCGAAGCACGAAAGUUUGGAUGAACUCCAGACAUCCACCUACUUCGGCCCGACAGUUUCCAACCAAAAGCACCAAACCCCUGUCCUUCAAGUGAAAAGCCACAGCUUGGACAUCGAUAGCAGGACGGCGGAUGAAAGACCUGAGCCUGAAACGACUGGCCUCCAGAAACCCAGAUCAGAGCGGUCUGUUCUAGAGAAAGCUGGAUUGCGGAGACCGGGAUCUGUUAAAAUAAGCUUCGACGGAUCAAGCUUCGACAUUCCCGCAUUUGAUCCCAGCAUCGUCAACUCUGUGAGGGAUACCUUUAAGCGGCUGAGCGGGAUGAGUUUGGAUGCCUGGUAUGAUUGGUCGCCGAGCAGUGAUUGCGUGGUUAGCGUGGGCACCCAGACGGAGCCUGCAGAUCGGCGUGCUUUACGAAGCCUUAUGCUUGGCGAUAAACUCUCCAUCGACAACCCUGACAUUGCUGAGGAUGACAUCAGCACCAUCUUCCGCUUCCUAGACGACAUCAGCAUGUGUGGCUCCAUGGCAGUGCUGCCCGGAGAAGGAGGCGGAGCUCCUGAAGGGGGCGGGGCUGGGUUGCCUGAGAGGCGUGAACGUUUGGGAAAAUUACGGCGGUUGUUUCACUCCAUGGAGGCACCUGAGGAGGGCGUGAGAUGGGGUGUGGGACGCCUCCUUCAACGUGUCGCUGAAUUGGAGCAACAGCUAGAGCCUAUCUCAGAACUACGUGAGAAGUUGGCCCUUGUGCUCUCCACGCUGGACCGACUGGAACAGAGGGAGCAGGCAGCAUGCCCGCAUGUGCAUCAAAUCCACGUACAACCACAGCUCACACCACGGCCCACCAUACAGCAACAACAGGGGUCCCCAAGAGUCAAUCCAGGGAUGAUGGAGGGCGUCAAUGAGGCAGCUGCGAAACGCAGACGCCUGUUUGUACGCAGGAACUCCAGGAGCCACACAGAGAGCAGCGGGUCUGAAGCCCACAGAGAGUGGAGCAUCAGCUUCAGCAAAGAGCCACACAUACAGGCUGUUAAGUCUGAUAAUUUAGGUGGAGUGCAUAAAAAAGAUGGCUCCAUAGUACAGGAAGUGACGGGUUUUCACCUUAUGCCACCUGAGAUCCACAGUGCACCACGCCGCACAUCUGUCCAGAGCACCACUCAGCAUCUGACCGACAGACCCAAAGUGACCUGGAGCCAGUCUGACUUAACACCCCUCGACCUUCAGGCCCCUGAGUCUUUGGAGUUCUGGACAGAUGAGAUUUACACACCGGCCUCUGACACUCUUCUUCGGCGUUCGCAUUCGUACACCCGUUGCAACAGGAACCAGGCGUACCGCAUCGCGGCCCUCAGCAUCACUGCCACCAUCAUCCUCAUCCUCAUCAUCGUCAUUCCAGUCAGCACCAUGUAACGUACAUGCGGUCACAUGACAUGCCUGAGGCUACUCUGAAUGGUACAUGUUUGUUAGAUUAUAUUAUAAAGGUUUUACUGAACGCAUGAUUUCUUCAUGAGCCCGACUCUGCAAGCAUGGCAACCUGUCCCAAUCUAUAACCUAUGCAAAAUAGACUUCCUUUGGACCUUCAUGGAGCUCAACCUUUAGUUUUGUUUCUGAAUUGAAGCAGGUUCUGAGUUAAAUGCUUAUUCUGCAGUUUACGGAUUCAGGACGUUCCGGUAUACCCUCUUUGUUGAUGGAUAUUGGGGAUUUCCCAUUAGUGUAAUGUAAUUCUCCUGAAACAUGAAACGGCAUCCACUUGCUCACACAGCGGCAGGCGUAUCUCUCUCUCUCCCACACCUCCGCUCUCUCUCUCACACUAAGUUCAAAUGUUGGGAAAUUCCACUCAUGAUGCCAGAAAACGUUACACGUUUGUUCACUUUUCCCUAAAUGUGGAAGAUGUGCUGUGGUGGGAGUGAUCUUCUUGCUAUCUCUGCUUUUGUUUGAUGCUUAUUCCUCAUUUAAUAAGCUUAGUUUUGAUCACAACCAAAACAGUGCAACAAAAUGUAAUAUCCUCCCUCGCAAAAGCUUAAAAGAAAAGGAAAAUGGGCCUCCAGAGAUCCAGAAUGGAUGCAUGAUGGUGGAUCGAUACCGGCACACAUUUUCAAUUUGCUGAACAACAGCAUUAAGGUUUUAAUGGGCUGUGAUGGGACUGAGUGAGUGAGUGUGGUCGGGAGAGAGAGACUGAGAGACGAAAGGGAGUGUUUGGCCUCUUUAAUCCAGCCCGAAGGUUUCUGAGUCCUACUUCUGUCUGCUGCGGCUGAUUAAUGAGUGAAGCUUACGAUUUCCUAAGAUAAAAGAAUUUCCAAUUGGAAUUAAUUUGACUUUAACUUGCGGUUUAAUUGAUUACAGUUAUAAGUCUUUCUCCUUCACUUAUGCAAUAAAGGAUAUCCCCGAAUCCUGCUAUUACUUGGACUUUUAAUAUCGGAAGGAUUCGAGCCAUAUCACAGGCCAGAAAGCAAUCACCUACAACCUGCAUGUCCAUGAAAGGUGGGCAAGCCAGAAAGAACACAAAAGAUCGCAGAUUUUGCCUCAGUUGCUUGUGCACCUACAUAGGCCAGGGAAGUGAAGUUUAUUCACACAGCUUCUGGGUGGUGGGUGUGCUAGUAAGGACUCUAAAGCCUCAUUUACAUUACAAGUGACUCACAGCGGCAAAGUGACAAGUGACCGUUCAUUUCAACGGAGAAUGAGCGACUUCCGGCGACCUAUGUCUAGGCGACCAAUGAUGAUCAGAUUUUGUGUUGUUUUAGCCAAGACAAUUAUGUUUAGAUGUCUAUUAAACAUCUUUUUAAAAACAACAAAAAAAUGCUGGGAAGCCUCAUUCACACUACAAGCAUACCUGCCAACACACCUGUUUUUCCUGGGAGUCUGAGAGACGAAAGGCAGUGUUUGGCCUCUUUAAUCCAGCCCGAAGUUUUCUGAGUCCUACUUCUGGCUGCUGUAUUGUUUUGUCUCCCAGAAAACUCCCGGAAUCCCCCCGAAAAUUGGAUCUGAAUUUUCCAUGUACAGAUAUAAUUGGAAAUCCACAGCUCCCAGACUACUCUCCAUCUCCACUGACUUCUGGUCUGUUGCUUGUUGUGAAAAAAAGGCACACAGUGGCUUCUCAAAUUCCAUUUGGUGCCAGUUUAUUAAGAGGAAGUGACAUUUUUGUUCAUUGACUCAUUGGAUGGAAGCAGUGCUUUAUUCUCAAAUGUUUUAUGCAAUGUUUCAGUUUUGCGCAUAAGUUUAAUUCAAAUAUUUGGAUGGAAACAACUGUUUCGGUUCUACUCACUCUGCACAGAGCACAGAGGAUGCUAAUGACCACUGCCCUUAAUUGUAGUUGCUAGCCCACCGACGCACCAAUGAAAAACCUCCAGUUCUACUCUGAGUAAUCCAGGUUGGAAUUACAUUGGUGUCUCUAAUUCUGUUCACACUAUAUAGAGUGGAAGUGUAACAGCCAAUUACAGCAUGGCAGACACUCCAACAAGGAUGUUAAAGCCUUUAGGUUUUUAGAUGUGUCUUGUGAGGCUAGAGUGUAUGUCUUUUGAGUGUGCUUUAUUUGCAUGGCUUCUACUAUCAGGCCAAAGUUACACUCAACCUCCUAAAACCUCAUUACCCAUUCAGGUCAAGGGACCUCUUGAGUUCUACUUGGACCAUUCUGGGUUGUAUUUAUACCAGCAUGAGAGGCAGGCAUGCUAAUUAGCACUGUAAAGACUGCAGGCUCGAGCGUCCGACGCUAGUGUGUCAGAUGAGAUUUAUUUGCACAGUUUCUCCUUUAAACUGUGGGAUUCGAACUUGUGUAAAUGCAUUUGAAGUGGCUGUGUUAACAAAAAUGCUAAAGACCACACCUUUUGGCUGGAGUCACUAGUAUGCCACUAAUGGCCUGUUUCCACUCAGUGGUACGGUAUGGUUCGGUACGCUUUUAUAGCCGUUUUCACUGUCAAAAGGUGUAACGAACUGAACCGUACCGUACCACUUUUU